This is a messenger RNA of Theileria equi strain WA, 1143 nucleotides long. RefSeq lists its product as hypothetical. The record is from RefSeq and is a predicted model, not a curated record. The transcript has a single exon. The coding region runs from base 1 to 1143 and encodes 380 amino acids. Gene Ontology annotation, biological process: RNA methylation. Gene Ontology annotation, molecular function: methyltransferase activity. Lineage: Eukaryota; Apicomplexa; Aconoidasida; Piroplasmida; Theileriidae.
AUGGUCACAAAAACGCAAACCUCAACCCUUGAAAAGGUCAAGGGUGAAAAGAGGGAACGAAAUGGUGAUCAAGCUGACAUUGAAAAUGGAAAAGAGAUGUUAUCUAGCAAGUUAAAAUCUUGGAUUGAACACCUUGGCAUAGAUGUUGCUAGUUAUGAGGAAACAUUAUCAAAUGUAAUAAAUAAAAGUAAACAACGAUAUUAUAGAGUUCGAAGUGGAGAGGAUAAAGAUGAGAACUCUAUCAUAAAUUGGCUUAGGGAUGUUGACAUUUACGUUUCAAGUGGUAGUAUACCAAAGUCGGCGAUUGGAAUUGACUCUUCCAGCGCCGCAGUAGUCGACGCACUGAAACUGGGAAGGAUUCCCGAGCAAGAGUUGGAUGUAUGGAUAUUGGACAUGUGCUGUGCUCCGGGAGGAAAGCUCCUUGCAAUGAUAAGUAGUCUGGAAAAGUUUUCUGAUCGCAAUCGCAAGUGGAAUGUUGUAGGCUUAGACAUGGUAAAACGCAGGUUAGACGUAUGUAAAUCGCUUCUCAAAAAGGAAAGAUUCGAUGAAUCCAAAAUAACAAUUAAACUCAACUGCACAGAAUCACAAGAAUUCAGAGAACUGGACGGUGAAUCAAUGAUUGGUAAAUUUGAUAGAAUAAUUCUGGAUGUUGAAUGUACACACGAGGGAUCGCUUAGGUCAGUCGCUAGAACCUUGAAAUAUUGGGGAGUUUCACCUCUGGAAGAAAGAUGGACGCGAGAAAAUGCUGAUAAAAUCGUGCUUAACCAAAAAAGGUUAUUAAGGCAUGCCAUAUCACUGAUUAAACCCGGAGGAAUUAUCGUAUACAGUACGUGUUCGCUAGAUGUCCAGCAAAACGAACUCCUAGUUUCAAGUGUAAUUCAAGAAUUCGACAAUGUUAAAUUUUUUCCCAUUCCAAUUAAUCAGUGCGACUGUUGUUCACCUACAAAAAGGAUUGGAUCAUGGCCAAUAAUACCAUCAAUAUCCCCGUCAAAACCAAGUUACCCAUAUGAAUAUUUCUACAAAUUUAGUAAAGAAGAAAUGGAACUGUGUAAAAAUGCAUCUUCUCCAGUUGCUGUAAGAUUUAAUCCGGUGGGUUCAACCAGCGAUGGGUUAUUUAUCUGUAACAUUAUAAAGAUACUAUAA